This is a messenger RNA of Ogataea angusta, 1509 nucleotides long. RefSeq lists its product as uncharacterized. Gene Ontology annotation, biological process: transmembrane transport. The transcript has a single exon. Gene Ontology annotation, cellular component: membrane. The record is from RefSeq and is a predicted model, not a curated record. Gene Ontology annotation, molecular function: transmembrane transporter activity. The coding region runs from base 1 to 1509 and encodes 502 amino acids. NCBI's taxonomy places the organism in Eukaryota, Fungi, Ascomycota, Pichiomycetes, Pichiales, Pichiaceae.
AUGUCCGAGAAAGAGACAGCUACACACAACCUGGACGAGGUGAGCAGUGUGGACAACCGCGAGUGGGCGGACGUGGAUCAGGCCAUGGCGCUGGCUAAAGAGUCCAAGGAGGUGACUCUCGACAAAAAAACCAACAAUGCUCUUCUUCGGAAACUCGACUUAUUUCUGAUGCCCCUGGUCUCCUUCCUGUACUCGUUGUUCUACAUUGACAAGGCCUGCAAUGGUUACGCUGCAGUCAUGGGGAUCAAGACCGACAUGGGCAUGGUAGGCAACCAGUACGCCUGGACCUCGUCGGCAUUCUAUCUGGGAUACUUAUGUUUCCAGCCGUUUGCUGGUUACACUCUCCAGCGGUUUCCGCUCUCGAAAACGUUCAGUCUAUACAUGUUUUCGUGGGCAAUAAUCAUUUGCCUGCAAGCUUCGAAUCACAGCUACGCAGCGUUCAUAUUUCUGAGAACACUUCUGGGCUGCUCGGAAGCAUCUGCCUCCGUGUUCACCACUAUUCUGACGUCUCAGUACUACCGGAAAAAAGAGGCGUUUUUGAGGGUGUCCUUUUGGCUCAGUACCGCUGGAUUUGGUGUCUUCUUUGGGUCGCUGAUGUCCUACGGUAUAGCCAUCCGAGCAGACCAGUUUUCGAUCGAGCCUUGGAAGAUCCUCUUCAUCGCUGUCGGGCUUAUUUCGCUCACAACUGGAAUUAUUGUCUUCUUUCAUAUCCCAGAUACUCCUGGAGAAGCUUGGUUCUUGUCCAAGAACGAGAAAUUACUGGUGGUGGAGAGACUGAGGGAGAACUUUCAAGGCUUUGGAAACAAAAAAUUCAAAAGAUACCAGUGCAUCGAGGCUCUGCUUGACGCGAAAACCUGGCUUUUCUUUCUCUACGCCGUGUCGUUCAACAUUCCCAACGGUGGAAUCAGCUCUUUUGGGUCCAUCUUGCUGAACUCCGACCUUGGAUACUCUGCUACGGACGCCUUGCUCUAUGGAAGUCCCCAGGGUGUGGUGGAAUUUGUUGGACUUCCUAUCAUUGCGUAUCUGAUCCAGAGAUACAAUUGGCCACGGCUGCUGACCACAAGCAUAGUUAUUGUGGUUUGCCUUCCCUUUGCUUGUAUGCUUGCUUUCUGUAAGACAACGCACGCAAAGCUGGCCGGCUACUAUCUGCUGAACUUGAUGCAGAUUGGACCCAUUGGAUGUUUCUCUUACUUUGCAAGCAACACGCCUGGCCACACCAAAAAAAUCACAGUCACCGGAGUCUACCUGAUCGGGUACUGUGUUGGCAAUCUUAUCGGUCCCCAGACUUAUCGCGCUUCAGAUGCACCCCACUACGUGCCAGCAAAGAUCGCUAUAGUUGUGUGCCUGGCCGUCGCGUCCUUGUGUAUUUUGGGAGUCUAUCUUCUUUGCAGAAGAGAAAACAACAGGCGCGACCGCAUGGAGGAAGCACGACCAGAGCUGGCUCCAGAGAAUAUCGAAUUCUCGGACCUGACCGACAAGGAGAAUAUUUUUUUCAGAUACACCCUCUAG